AUGGCAUCGCCUGCUCCCAUCGCCCCGACGGGGAGCGCCCCUUGGAACCGCCAGAAUGUUCAGCAGCAGCAACACCAGUAUCAACAGCAGCGUAUGCCUGCUCAGACUCCCCAGGCUCCUCAGGCCGAAGCUGACGAGAAUGGGGUUCAAACCAGAGCGAUGGGCCUCAAGGUCCAUUAUACCUUCGACGCCGAGGCCAAGGUCAAUUGCUUGGCCAGAUAUCCCCAACCUCUCCAGGUUCAAACGGUCCCCAUUGACGAGACGAAUUCAAUCGGCGUUGUCGACUUGAGAUCAUGUAUCCACGCUGUAAUGGAUUGCAGCCCCGAGCUUGCUGGCCAGGAGAACGACUACACCAUAUAUGCUGUCGACUUUUCAGAACCAGAUUUUCCCUUGGUCGGACAGGGCUUGCUUUCAUGGGCCCUCGAGGCAAUGCAGAGUCAGUCGAUGAUGCAGCAGCCCAAGAUGGUCACCGGACGCGUGGCCAAAAAUCUGCCGGGCAUUUUUGGAGGCGGCCAUCGCGAAACGCUCGAGGUCAGGUUACGGCUCUCCGUCGCACCAAGAUCGAACAAGCCAGCCCUUCACAGCGGCAAUGGCGACAUGCAACAACACACCAGACCGGUGGAGAGUGCCAUGACUCCGACAGGUGCUUCGGAGUGGAAUACUUUUAUCCAGUCAAAUCCCCAAAUCGGUCAGAUAAGUCACGUUUCAAGGGUUGUCUCGCCUGCGUUGUCACAGGGUCACGGCCACCCACAUCAGCAGCCUCCCGUGAUGAGCAGCCGAGAGUCCUUUGCGUCAGUGCCUGCUCAGCAGCCGCAGGUGCCCACACACGACGUUCACAGAAUAGCUCCCAUUCCGGUCGACCUCAGCGAGCAACUGGCAGACGGGGCUGCACCAUCCUCAAGACCGUCCAGCAGGGCCUCCAACCGAGCCCCGAGAAGAAAACCACCUACUGGCCGCCCACGAGGCAGACCACGUAAGAAACCCGUCGAAGGAAAUACGUCUGGUUACGAAGAUGGCACAGAAGGGGAGGACGGCCCCGCCAAGAAGAGGGUCAAGACGACGCAGGUUGAAAGAACGGCACCAAAUUUAUUUGCAAAUGGACCCGAGUCUCUAAGAGUCGCUGCCAGCACCUCUGGCUCGCUGCGCACAUUUCGACCUAUUGUGGCAAACACUGAGGGCCCUUCGGGCAGCGGCAGCAGCCAUCUACAGGAAGUUCCUCGAGCCCCUACGCCGGUUCCAGAUCGUUCUCUCCAUGCUGGUCCGGGCAGAGGCCCUGGGCCAGUGAAGCUGAGACGAGAAUCGGCUCUGAAUCAGCAGCUGUUUUCAAACAACGCUUCGUCUGCGGAGUCUAGGCAACCCUUGUCACCCGGCCAAGAAGACGGCCGUUCGCCCGAGUCCAUGGCGCCCACUCCCUCCUAUUCGGUAGACAGCCCGGCAGAUAUUGGUUCAUCGCCUCCCGUACAGCGAGCCACUCCGUUCCUUCGAUCAAGCCUACCCCCCUCUAGUCCCGUUCUUCCGCCGAUGCCGCCGACUGAGCUUAAUCGCGACGCUAGCUUUGCUACUGACGACUUGGAUGACCUCUUUGGCGAUGAGGCCGAUGCGCCGGCUCCCAUGGCACCAACGAAAGCACUUGCUAGAGCUGUCCGGAAACCUACCGAGUCGAGGAAUGCUAGUGGCGUGCCCAUUCAAGUUUUCCAGAUGCAGGAUGGUCCGGCUGGACAGGAUCUCGUUCACAUUUGCAGCUACAAUUCCCCUCAGCCGGCCCCAGCGGCAGCGGUAAAAGAAGGAGGCGACAUGCAAUCACUGCCAUCCUUGAAGAAGGCGCCGAUUCGGAUAGCGGCGAAAAAGAAGACAAAGCCACCUUCUCCGCCAGGCAUGGCUCCCACUCCUCCGCCAACGACUGACGCCGUUGAGAACGCAGCGACACCCCCGCUGACCGCCGAACAAGGAACGGAAGAGGCUGGCCAGCGGAUCUGCAACCAUGUCAACAUUGCACCUGAGCCCGCCGCCGAGCAAUUGCACCCCCAAAAUACCCAGCAGGACAUGGACAAGGAGGGAGAGCCCACGCAGGGGCCUGCCGCGGCAAAGGCGCCGAGGCAGUUGGGCCGAUCUCAGUCUGCAGGGCCGUUGGCUCUGCCAACAAUCCCAGCCGGUGAGCCCGCUGGACCAUCCUCUCUCUCACGAUGCAUAGUUUCUGCGCCCAAGUUCCCAGCUCCACCGGCCCCUUCAGCAUUGAAGAGAGCAGCCUCGACUGGUCCUCUCGCCCUUCCGGUCCCUGCCAGCGACCCGGUCGUGCCUAUUGCUCUUCCCACAAGCAUGGAAACCGUAACCGCUACAUUUGCCAAGAGUGAUGCUGUCCCAGCACCCUCAUCCCCACCACUCGUUGCAUCCAGGGCAAACAAGAACAUUGUAAAGAAGCACGCCAUCAAGCAACGGCUUGAAGAGGCCAUCAUGAAUGGAGAGAUGCCUCCCUAUUGUAGCAACUGCGGGGCCAUCGAGACGCCAACCUGGCGCAAGAUCUGGGUUCAGGAAAACGACGGUGUUCCCGAGUACUGUGAGUACUCGGAGAAGCCUGGGAAAAUAACGGCAAUCGAGAUUCUGCAGCGGGACGGGGACGGAAAACCUACCGUGCACCGCCUCGUCAAGAAGAGCUUGGGGCCUUCGGAUGACAGAGCAAAGUGGCAAGAGCGGUUACUUUGUAACCCCUGUGGCAUCUGGCUCACCAAGUGCAAAAGCCACCGUCCUCAAGACAGGUGGGACAAGGACCUCUCGCGGGUGGGACAAGAACGCAGAAAGCGAGGCACUGGUCGAAGCAAAAAGUCUCGUGGCAAGGAUGACGGAGCGAAUCCCACUUCGGAAGCUUAUCUCCCGACUGAUGCAUUCGGCCCUGUCGAACCGUCUUCUCCGAAGCAGCCGCACCCCGACCUACCCAACGGUCGAAGUGUUCGGGAUGUUGGCGUACGUGAAGAAUCAGCGAGUCUCGACAUGCAGGAAUCGCAAUCCAACCCUGGGUCGACUCACUCUGGGGGAAGUGGCACUGCAAAGAGUCCCGUGGAUGUGGAAUUUGACCAAGCAGUGGGCAGCACGAAGCGACUCUUGUUCCCCUCGCCACGAAAAGACGGAGCUCCAAAAUCACUGGAGGAGAUCAACGUUAAUAUUGUGCAGACUUCUGACGAGUGUCUGUCGAAAGGUUCUGGCACUGGUAAAGAAAACACGGCAAGCACGAGGCCGGAUGAAGAGUCCAAUGAUGACGACGAUGUUCAGGCAGUAUCGAAGAAGCCCGCGGCAGUAGCUCGACCGUCGACGCCAACGCCAAGUUCGAAGGCCGGAACGCCCAAGGAGCCGCUCAAGACGCCUUCACGUCCCACGCCGAGCCACAGACCCAUUACAAGAAGCAUUUCUCGAUCAAUCCGGACCAUCAGGUCAAUUGCGUCGCCCGGUCAGGCUCUUGUCCAGGGGACGCCGACCAGGACGUCACGGUUACCGGAAAGCGGCCUUCCAAGACGCAGUCCUCGCAACCACCAGGGGGGAUUCGAGGUGUUUGAUACACCCAUCAGCCGCACCAUCAGCCAAAUGUUCUCAGAGGGCAACGGCUUUGGGGCGGACGAUCUUGAUCUGAGCAGUCUUCCGGCGCUGGACGAUAACGCCGGCAGCAUGCUUGACUUUGGCAACCUCCUCAGCACAGAUGCUGUGAUGCCCAGCUCGCCGCCCAAGGAUGGCUCCAUGUUGUUUGAUUAUCACGCCUCGUCUAGUGCGUGGGCCCAAUGGGACAUGGACACCAGUUGA
Molecule: messenger RNA, 3786 nt
Organism: Metarhizium album ARSEF 1941
Lineage: Eukaryota; Fungi; Ascomycota; Sordariomycetes; Hypocreales; Clavicipitaceae
Product: GATA transcription factor (Ams2)
Exons: 2
Coding region: 1-3786 (1261 amino acids)
Biological process (GO): rDNA heterochromatin formation; regulation of transcription by RNA polymerase II; silent mating-type cassette heterochromatin formation
Molecular function (GO): zinc ion binding
Source: RefSeq, a predicted model, not a curated record